AUGGCUUCUGUGCUACUGCCUACGUCCGUGAAGCCCAAGAAGUAUGUGCUCCAUCUGGAGCCGAAUCUGGAAACCUUCAAGUUCAAGGGCAUCGUGACCAUAGAUUUGGACGUGGUUGAGCCGACGAAUGAGAUUCGAUUCCACGCGCAGGAGCUGGAGUUGCAUAAGGUGGAGCUGACAACAGGCGACAAGCUGCUCACAGCAGGAGCGGAUGGAGUGCCGGCAGUGGAGCUGGACAAGGAGAGGCAGGAAGGGAAGUUGGUGCUGGGGGAAGGGCAGACGUUGAGCACCGGGCCUGCGAAGCUGAGGAUUGAGUACACUGGGAUUCACAACGACAACAUGGUUGGCUUCUACCGUGCAUCCUACACCCGUGACGGCCAGAAGCAGUGGAUGGUGACGACCCAGUUUGAGCCAGUAGGAGCGCGCCAAUCCCUGCCCUGCUGGGACGAACCUGCAGCAAAAGCCACGUUCGAGGUGUCACUGCGCGUGCCGGCCGGGUUGCAAGGCUUGUCCAACAUGGACGAGGUUGGGCGGGAGAAGCAGGCGGACGGCUCGGAGGUGGUUCGGUUUGCGGAGAGCCCGGUUAUGAGCACGUACCUGCUGGCGUUCGUGGUGGGGGAGGUGGAGUGUGUUUCUGACAAGACCAGCAACGGCACUCUGGUGAACAUUUAUACGACGCCUGGGAGGAAGGAGCAAGGGAGGUUCGCCCUGUCAGUGGCGUGCAAGGUGAUCACCUUCUUUGAGGACUACUUCGGAAUCAAGUACCCCCUGCCCAAGGCCGACCUCAUUGCCAUCCCGGACUUUGCCAUGGGAGCCAUGGAGAACUGGGGCCUCAUCACCUUCAGGGAGACAGCUCUGCUGGUGGAUGAGAACAGCGCGCCUGCUGCCACCAAGCAGCGCGUGGCGUACGUCAUCUCUCACGAGCUGGCCCACCAGUGGUUUGGUAACCUGGUAACCAUGCAGUGGUGGAACGACCUGUGGCUGAACGAGGGCUUCGCCACGUGGGUGGGGUGGCUGGGAGUGGACUAUAUUUUCCCCGAGUGGGACGUGUGGACGCAGUUCGCCUGCAAUGACAUGGACACGUGCCUGCACACUGACGCCCUGCUGGGCUCUCACCCCGUUGAAGUGCCCAUUAAUGACCCCAAGGAGAUCGAGCAGGUGUUUGACGCACUGAGCUACUCCAAGGGCGCGUGUGUCAUUCGGCAGCUGGAGGCCGCCAUUGGGGCGGACGCCUUCAAGAAGGGCCUACACUCGUACCUAUCCAAGCACGCCUAUGCCAACACCGUCACCAACGACCUCUGGAUCUCCCUUGCCGAGGCCUCGGGCAAGCCUGUCCGUGAGAUGAUGGUCAGUUGGACGGCCCAGAUGGGCUAUCCGCUCAUCUCCAUCCUGCCUCCCAGCCCGGGCAAACAGGGUGUCCGUCUCAGACAGACCCGUUUCCUCUCCAAGGGACCUCCCAGCGAAGCAGAGGAUAAGCAGCUGUGGUGGGUGCCUGUGACUGCAACGGCAGGGAGAGUGGGCGGAGGGGAGGGGAAGAAGCUUGAUACGGUUGUUCUGUCGGAAAAGGAAGGGGAGGCGGAGGGGUUUGUGGUUCCGGAAGGGGAGGGGGGGUGGCUGAGGGUCAAUGCGGGGCAGACUGGGAUUCUCCGGGUGAAUUACACGGAGGAUCAGUGGAAGGGGAUUUCGGCUGCUGUGGAGGCGCUACAGUUGCCUGUCAUCGACCGACUGGGUUCUGUCAUGGACGCCUUUGCAUUGGCCAAGGCGGGCAUCAUCAAGACCAGCCAGGCGCUGCAGCUGGCGUGGGCAUUCAAGAACGAGACGGAGUACACCGUAUGGGCGCAGAUAGCAGGGGACAUCGGCGAGCUGGAGAUCCUGAUCGGCGCGUUGCAGCAGAAGCCCCUUCUGGAGGCGGUGGGCAUGCAGCUCUUCACGCCCAUCGCUGACAAGCUGGGCUGGGAGCCCAAAGCGGGCGAGUCUCACCUGGACUCCAUGCUGCGGCCUUUGGUCCUGGGCAAGUUGGGCAGCUACCAGCACGCCCCCACCAUCGCCAAGUGCCAGGAGCUCUUCAAGCAGCUCACCGCUGAUAUCUCCUCUGUCAACCCUGACCUGCGUCGGGUGGUGAUGUCUGUGGCGGUGAAGUAUGGAGGAAAGGAGGAGAUGGAGGCCACUAAGAAGCUCUACAGGGAGGCAACCACGCCUGACUUCAAGAUUCACUGCCUCGUUGCGCUCUCCUCUGUGAAGGACCGUGAGCUCUACAAGGAUUUCCUGGCGUUUGCACUUGAUGAGACUGAAGUGAAGGCUCAGGACCAGUACAUCGUCUUCAUGACUAUGGCAGGCAAUGCAGCCAAUCGCGAGUUUGCAUGGGAGUAUUUCAAGGAGCACUAUGACACCAUCCAUGCUCGCUUCGCCUCUGCUGCUGCCCUUUUCAAGCGCAUACCAGCUCUGCCCCUCAAGGGUUUUGCCACCGAAGACAAGGCCCGUGAUGCGGAGGCUUUCUUUGCCGCCCAUCCGGUCCCAGCUGCGGCGAUGGAACUGGAUCGGACACUCGAGACAAUCAGGGCUCGUGCAGCAUGGCUGGCACGAGAUGGAGAUGAUAUCGUUGGUUGGCUCAAAUCCAAGGCAUCUUAG
Messenger RNA from Closterium sp. Naga37s-1, 2628 nucleotides. The record is from the annotation of a GenBank genome assembly. NCBI's taxonomy places the organism in Eukaryota, Viridiplantae, Streptophyta, Zygnematophyceae, Desmidiales, Closteriaceae.